AUGGCCUUUCCCUGCCACAGGUCCAUGAAAUCAAGAUCCAAGACUCCGUUCUUCCUUCUGGUAGGCCUGAGUUUCUUGGCACUGCAUCUAUGGUUCCUCCAGGCCCAGAAGUCCCAGCAGGAGGAGGCGUGGGAUCUCCGGAUAGAUGCUCUUGCUGCGCAGCCCUCAGCGCUCAACCCAGGGCCCCUGUGUGUGGCCAACGCCUCUGUGAACUCCACGCCCGACUUUGAGCAGCUGCCUGCCCGGAUCCAAGACUUUCUGCGGUACCGCCACUGCCGCCACUUUCGGCUGCUUUGGGACGCGCCAGCCAAGUGCGCGGGCCGCCGCGGCGUCUUCCUGCUCCUGGCGGUGAAGUCAUCUCCCGAAAACUACGAGCGGCGCGAGGUUAUCCGUCGCACGUGGGGGCAGGAGCACAGCUACCGCGGGCUGCCAGUGCGCCGUCUCUUCCUCCUGGGCACGCCGGCGCCUGAGCACCGUGAGCGCUCGGAGCAGCUGGACGCGCUGGUGAGCCUGGAAGCGCGCGAGCACGGUGACGUGCUGCAGUGGGCCUUCACCGACACCUUCCUUAACCUCUCGCUCAAGCACGUGCACCUGCUGGAUUGGCUGGCGGCGCAAUGCCCACAGGCGCGCUUUCUGCUCAGCUGUGACGACGACGUCUUUGUGCACACGGCCAACAUGCUGCGCUUCCUGGAACAGCAGCAGCCAGACCGCCAUCUCUUCACCGGGCAGCUCAUGGACGGCUCCGUGCCCAUUCGCGACAGCUGGAGCAAGUACUUCGUGCCUCCGCAAAUAUUCCCUGGGAAGGCCUACCCGAUAUACUGCAGCGGCGGCGGCUUCCUCCUGUCCAGCCACACGGCCCAGGCCCUGCGCAGGGCCGCCCACCACACGCCACUCUUCCCCAUCGAUGAUGCCUACAUGGGCAUGUGCCUGCAGCGUGCAGGUCUGGCGCCUAGCGGCCACGAAGGCAUCCGGCCCUACGGCGUGCAGCUGCCAGGCACCCACGGGUCCUCCUUCGACCCUUGCAUAUACCGUGAACUACUGCUCGUGCACCGCUUCGUGCCCUACGAGAUGCUCCUCAUGUGGAAGGCACUGCACAACCCCAAGCUGAAUUGUUCCCGGGGUCGCAGGGUCUCCUGA
Molecule: messenger RNA, 1137 nt
Organism: Trichechus manatus latirostris (Florida manatee)
Lineage: Eukaryota; Metazoa; Chordata; Mammalia; Sirenia; Trichechidae
Gene: B3GNT6
Product: UDP-GlcNAc:betaGal beta-1,3-N-acetylglucosaminyltransferase 6
Exons: 1
Coding region: 1-1137 (378 amino acids)
Cellular component (GO): Golgi membrane
Molecular function (GO): UDP-glycosyltransferase activity; hexosyltransferase activity
Source: RefSeq, a predicted model, not a curated record